UGCACUGAAAAAGGAGAUCUCAUCUCUCUGAUUGUGUAACGUUGUUUGAGGAAUAAAUGGUGAUAUUUGUGUAUGAAUUUGUGGAAAUAAUGGUGAUGAAGAUAUUUUUGGAAGCUGUGGAUUCAGAGAGUGGUGAACAUGGUUUUUUGUUGAUUCUUUUGUUGAGUUUUCAAUUUUAUGCAAGGGAAUUCGAGUUCAAAAUUGAAUUUCGUGUGGGAUUAUGAGUCCAGAAUUGUGAUGAGCACCAACUCCAGUGCAACCCUAAUUCCAGUGCUUGUUCAGUUGAUUGCUUCAUGGAUAUUUCCUUGGUUUUACCAACCAGUGGAGGCAAACAAUCUUUUAGUUGGGAUUUGCUGGAGGUCGCUUGUCCCCAAUGCUUGAAGUUUUUCAUGACUUGCGUCUUAGUUCCUGAUUCAUGCACGCACUGUAAUUAGGAAUUUAGCUUCAUAUAGACGUCCAAGUUCUAGUCUAUACCUUAUAAGCCACAAGCCUAGCAUUUUUUUUGCUAUUUGCUUGAGCCAAAACACCUCUUCCAUCUGCUUGCCUGUGAAUAAUAUGAAAAAGAAAAAGGGCACAUCCACAGAGUGGACAGAUGAGAAGCACAGAUCGUAUAUAAAUUCCUUAGAAACAUCAUUUGUAAAUAAAUUGUACCAUUCCAGGCAUUUGUGGGACUGCCAUCCACAAAAGUAUGUUCAGGGGAUACAUCCGUCAAAAGAGUUGCCUUUCAAGACUUAUAAUUCUUCUGACCAGGUCAGGGAGUUAAAUCUGUUCAUUGUUGUUCGAGAUAGGCGUUCUCAGAAGAUCAUCUCUCCAAGGAAUGAAACUCUGCUGGAAAGCACCGCUGAUUCUAACGUUACUAUGGAAAGGCCCCGGAUGGAUCAUAUAGCGUCUUGUUAUAAGGGGACCCACCUAAGAAGGAAACGGACCUCAGAACACUCGGGUGUAAUCGCAAGAACUUCCGAGCAGAACCCUGCAUGUCAUCAGGAUUCAGUUGGCAGUGCUGCAGAAGUUUCGGGUCAGAACUUUGUGGUUGAGGACAACAGAGGGAAGCUAAACUGUGAAUUCAUACCAAAAAGGCUUAAAAGGGCUUCACCCAACUCUUCCAGCAAUGAUCAACUUGUGCCAUUGGGAAAUUUUGAUACAAAGGAGGUUUCGAUGGCCCAUAAUGCUCCCUCCGGAAGGGAAGAACAGGGGCAUCAUCAGUUGCUAUUAGAGCACCGUGAGAGCUUCAUCUGUCCAAAUUCUAUCUUCACUGAUUCUUAGCGGGCAGUUGAAUUGCAACUCAGUACUGAAGUUUAACAGGUAGAUACUGAUAGAUAGAAAGAAAUUGGAGAUAGUCCUUAUUCUUUCCAUUCUCUACUAUUUGCCGUAAUGCUAUCGAAAGACUAUAUGGAAGAGAUAUGUAUCUAUUGUGCAAAUGAUCUAUGAUGGUGGAUUGGAUAUAUGGAGUAGAUUUAGUUGAUAAAUAGUAGUAGCUUUUAAGAUAGGUUUCUUUGUCAUUUGCCAUCACUUCCCAGUUUUGUUUUAGUUUCGUUUCAAGUAGGAAGUGCUCUUUUUAUAAUUUGUAGAACAUAUGUAGGUGCAAUUUUUUGGUGGUUUGGAAUUGUGUGGAUGUCAUGGGAUGCCAAUCAUGUUCUGUUCCACAUCUUCCUCAAAUUUUUGCAGUAAUCUGUGAGAGAUCUGGGGGUGUAACAAUAUAUUAUUAUUUAAUUUAUUUAUUUAUUCAUAUUCA
This is a messenger RNA of Rosa rugosa (rugosa rose), 1732 nucleotides long. Its product is annotated as cold-regulated protein 28-like. Gene Ontology annotation, biological process: regulation of circadian rhythm; response to cold. The record is from RefSeq and is a predicted model, not a curated record. The transcript has 6 exons. NCBI's taxonomy places the organism in Eukaryota, Viridiplantae, Streptophyta, Magnoliopsida, Rosales, Rosaceae. The coding region runs from base 556 to 1263 and encodes 235 amino acids.